AUGGCGCUGGCGGCCCCGGCCGCGGCCGCGGCGGCGCCGCGGCGGGGAGUCGGGCGGACCGAUCCCUCCAGCCAGGGGCUCGCGUCCGCAGACCGGAUGCGCCCGCGGCCUCCAUCCGUGCAGGCCCAGGAGAGCCUCGCGCAGACCAGUCCAUUUCGGGAGGCGCGGCGCAAAGGCGCGGGCGCUCGCGCGGCCUCGACCGGCGCCGCAGUGGCGGCGGCGCUGAGGGGCCCCCGGGGGCCCGCCCACCGGGUCGGGGCUGCGGAGGGGCGCACGCUGGUGCUGCGGCGAGCCGGCGCCGCGGCCGUGCCGGAGGCGGCUCCCGGGGGGCCCGGGGAGCCGUCGGCGGCGGACAUCCGGGAGAAUUUCGAGAGGGUGGCGCUGCUCUUCGCCCUCAACCACGGGGUCGUCACCACGCCCCUGGGGGUGGCGUCUUCGCUGCUGGCGCCAGAGGUGGCGAACACCGGCAACGGCGUCCUCUUCUCCGCCACGCUGCUGUCCUCUCUGCUGCUUGGGGCGCCGGUGGUCGGCGGCUUCGGGGCCAAGCAAGGGCUGCUAGCAGGCAUGUUGCUUUACUGUGUGUACGUUGGGUGCUUCGGGCUGGCCGUGCUCUGCGACCCAGGGGCGCCCGAGCAGUGGCAGCUCUUCCUGGCUGGUUCGGGCAGCGGCGGGCUGGCCGCGGGGGUGCUGUGGACGGCGCAGGGCAGCUAUCUCUCCAGCUCGGUGGCGGCGCUGGCGGCGGCGGACCCCCCGCGGGGUGCACCCCGCGCAUCGCCGCCGUGCCUGACCGGGGCCAUCCCACGGCGCGUGUAUUCGGACGCUCUGGGCCUCGACCAGGAGGGCGCCAAAGAGGACCCCGGGCGCGACCGCGACGUGUCCUCGGCCGAGCUGUCCCGGGAGGCCCGAAGAGCGCAGAAGCAUGCGGGCUCUGGAUGUCCGUGGGCGGCUGCCGUGCAGGUGCUGGAGGUGGUCAGCAAGCUGGGCUUCUCCGCGCUGCAGGCGCUGGGCCUGGGCGCAGAGCUGGUCGCACUCGGGUACUUCCUGAUUGGGGCGGCCGCGCUGGCUGGGGCUACCUCCGCGUACGACCUCAGCCCCUCGGGGGGCCUGGUCGGCCCCAGGGGCGUGGACGCUGGGCGCGCGCCCGCCGCGGCCACCGCCAAGGUGACGGCGGCGGUGUCGCUGUGGUCCGACCCGGUGCUGUGGCUGCUGGCCCCCACGAACCUCACCUUCGGAUUCUGCGCGGCGUACAUUCGGUUCGCUCCUGCGUGUGGCCGGUACAUGAACGGCUUCGUCAACGGGACCUACGCCACCCAGGAGCUCGGCCGCAGCGCCGUAGCGGGCCUGACCGCGGUCACGGCGCUGGCCGCGGCGCUCCUGGCGCAGGUCUACGGCCCGCUCAGCGGCCGCUUCGGCAAGGGCCUGGUGCUCUGUGUGGGCGCGCUGUCGUUUGCCGCCAUCCCGCUCGCCACCCCGCUGCUGGGCUGCUGCGACGGCUGGGGCUGGGGCGUGCUGGCGCUCUACCUGCUGCAGGGCUCCGGGCGGGCCGUCUACGAGUCCACGAAUCGCGCGGUCUUCUCUGACCUGUUCCGGGCGUUCCAGGGCGAGCGCACGGAGGGCGCCUUCGCCAACUGCCAGCUCCAGUCCUCCCUGGCCUUCGCCCUCUGCUUCUUCCUGCAGGGCUCCCUGGCGGGCGGGCAGCUGCAGGGCGCCGUCGUGGCCCUGGCGCUGCUCACCCCGCCGGGCUUCUUGCUGGCCGAGAGGUCCACUCGGGAGAAGAUGCUGACCUUCACGUCCCAGGCCAAGAGGGACGCGAGGCUGGAGCGGGCGGCGCUGACGCAGGCGAGGGCUGUCGAGGAGCUGGCCAAUCAGAUAGACCAGGUGACCCUCGCGCGCCAGAGCAAGGACGACGCCGUAGACGCGCUGUGCAGCUCACUCGUGAAGACCUCGUGGAUGGAGGUCUUCGGCAGCUUUCCCGAGCACAGCCACGACAUGGAUUUGGUGCCCGCGACGAAGCCCGAGGACACCGAGAACCAAUGCCAGACAGAGAGGCUCAACGACGCCCACGAUUCGACCGCAGAGGGAGAUGCGUCGGACCGCAAGCCGCCUGGCUGUGCCGCUAUCUGGAUUGACAAGUCAGACCAAUCAUUGGACUCGGCUCGGCUGCGUUCUUCUUUUCCCCUGGGCGGGAUGAUAGCAGACAUCGAGCUCCGCGACGGGCAUGCGGUGGUGCAGUGCGAGAAACAGAGGCUGCUGACAGCACCACCCUGA
Molecule: messenger RNA, 2268 nt
Organism: Prorocentrum cordatum
Lineage: Eukaryota; Dinophyceae; Prorocentrales; Prorocentraceae
Source: the annotation of a GenBank genome assembly